AUGAACCUGAGUAGGUAAAUAUUUUCCACCAUCCACCAUUGACGCAAUACUUAGGUUGUGUAACGUCGAGUUCAAAUACCCCAUUCACUGCAGGUAUAUCGCUGCAUUAUCUUGCUCAAUCUUUGAUAUCCCAAGGUUCUACUGGUUCUACUGACUCGUACCUACAUAGAUAAGUACCAACAACUGGACCAACACUGUACCAACAUGACAGUGAUUGGGAAGCAUGAAGAAGUGGAUAUCUGGUUGGUUGAGUGUCCCACAUCAUUGGGUAGAUCGGAGAGCAUGAGAUAGCCACCCAUCAGAUAAUCUUGAAACUAUUCCGACAUGUUGGGGUUUGCAUGAAAAUCGGAUAUUAAAGACGGGUCUGCUCUCUUUUAUGUUACUCGAACUUCGACGAAGUUUCUCGAAUGGAAUCGAAAACUGUGUAUGGUCAGACCUGGUUGGUGCAGUUCAAGGUAUCCUUCCCUAUCUGAAGGCGUAGAAUGAUGAGGAAGUAAUUGACAGCUCCUGUCCUAGAUCCAACGAAGAGAAACCAUAUAGUAUAA
Molecule: messenger RNA, 545 nt
Organism: Sclerotinia trifoliorum
Lineage: Eukaryota; Fungi; Ascomycota; Leotiomycetes; Helotiales; Sclerotiniaceae
Source: the annotation of a GenBank genome assembly